This is a messenger RNA of Amborella trichopoda, 3088 nucleotides long. Lineage: Eukaryota; Viridiplantae; Streptophyta; Magnoliopsida; Amborellales; Amborellaceae. The record is from RefSeq and is a predicted model, not a curated record.
CUCCCGCACCCAGUAGGAUCCAAUAAUAACCAUUAAAUACCGAAUUUAACGAUAAUCCUUUGGCUAUGGGUGUGAGAGGGUCUCGUCGGAUCAUUAUUCAUUUUAUAUAUUCGAUAUUUUCCGCUCAUAUAUUCGUUGUUUUCCUCUCUUAAUGCGGGGAGGCACGUUCCAGGCAAAACGCCUGCAUAUCUUUGUUUCCUGUACGAGAGAGGGGGAAAAGCAAGGAAUGGGGAAAUGGUAAGGUGGGGCGGAAGGAAGAAGUGCUUGCUGAGUAGAGAGAUAAAGAGACAGAGACGUACCUGGUGUAUGAGAGAGAGGACACAAACAAUGGCGUUUACAGCAGCUUCUUCCUCGCUCUUUGUAAGGGAAUCCUCUGCAAAAUUUCUCUCCUCUCUCUUCUUUCUCCCCGAAUUUCAAAACCACCACCGCGGUUGUUGCAGAAGCUUCACAUCACGCAACGUCCCUCUCAUCAAAGCUUCCUCUGCAAGUACGCAAUUCAACAUCACGUUUGGGGCCAGAAAGAAGGAAAACCCAUCACCAGAAAUGGGAGAACAAGAUUCCUCUUCCUCCAUUAAAGCACCUCAAAAGGAACUUCCCUCUCAGCCUGCUCCUCUCUUUAUUCCAUGGAUUGUGAAGGAUGAGAACGGGAAUUUGAAAAUUCAGUCGACCCCUCCUGCUCAUAUUCUCAGCGCCAUGGCUGAGGCCUCCACUGCUAAGAAGACGAAGAAGAAAAAGGAGGGGGGUUCAAAAAGUGGAAGCCUAUCAGCGGAACCCAAGCACUCAAAAGCGGCUCGCAGGUUUUAUAACCAGAAUUUUAGAGAACCCCAGCGACUCAGUAAAGUGCUUGCUUCAGCUGGCGUGGCUUCUCGUCGUUCAAGUGAAGAGCUUAUUUUUGAUGGGAAAGUGACUGUGAAUGGAUCUGUGUGUAAUGUUCCUCAGACCAGGGUUGACCCUAUCAAGGAUGUCAUUUAUGUUAAUGGGAGCCGCCUUGCAAAGAAACUGCCUCCAAAGCUAUAUUUUGCUUUGAACAAACCGAAGGGAUACAUUUGUUCAAGCAGCGAGAAGGAAUCUAAAUCUGUUCUCAUGCUGUUUGAUGAUUAUUGGAAAUCUUGGGAUUGCGUAUAUGUUGUUUAUAAAAUUAUUGUUGCUGUAAUGACUGACUUGGAUGGGUGGUACUGUCAGAAUAAAAUCAACCCGGGAAUUCCAAAGCCACGAUUAUUUACAGUUGGUCGUCUUGAUGUUGCUACCACUGGAUUGAUAAUUGUUACCAAUGAUGGAGAUUUUGCUCAGAGAAUAGCACAUCCUUCAUCGGGACUAAAGAAGGAAUAUAUUGCAGCUAUUGAAGGUAAUGUCCAUAGACGACAUUUGCAGUUAAUCAGUGAUGGCACAAUUGUUGAAGGAAAACAUUGUACGCCGGAUUUGGUCGAGCACUUGCCAGCACAACCUGGCAGUUCAAGAUCUCGACUACGAAUUGUGGUUAAUGAAGGGAGAAACCGUGAAGUUCGUGAGAUUGUGAAAAACGCGGGGCUUGAACUUCAUUCGUUAAAGCGUGUUCGUAUUGGUGGUUUCAAGCUUCCUGCAGGUCUUGGGUAGGUAAGUAAGAUCGAGCGUGUUUGGGUUGUUUGGGGGGAGGAGAGUUCGGCUUCUCUUGUAGCUGCUUCUGAAGAACCCUGGUUGAUGGACUCACAUGUUUUCACUUAGGACUCCCAACUUCUUGAAGUAUCGACUUGUCAGGAUUAUAUAGCAUUUUAUACACUCGCUAUCUACUGUCUUUUCUCUGGUGGCCUUAACCUGUCACUUGGUAAAUCACUCAUUCAACCAUUAUUUUCGCACACAAUCCAACCUGUACUUUAUUAUUAAUUUGAAUGUUUUAGUUCAUAGUUGUUCCUUGUCAUUGUACUCUUUGUUGCUUUCCUUGUAGAACUUGUUUGACAUUCUCCAUUGUGACCACUUCGAAGGAACUAUGUGUCUAGUCAAAUGAUACAUAAAUUGUUUCUAUGCUUUAUGUGAGAAGGCUACUGGGAUCUGUCAGGCUUGUAGUAUAAAAGGUGGAGCUCGAUUGGAUGGGAUCCCCUUCAGCUUAUGGAAUACAAAGGGUGGCUACCCUCUUGACUUCUGUUAAGGCACAGGUUUGCCAUGUUAUCUUUUCGCCAAGGUCAAAGAUGAUCACGUUUUGUACAACUUUUAUGGGCAUUGCAGCUUGUUUGAGAAUAUAAAUAAGGCUUUUGUUACAAAGCCUUAUUAACUAGGGACCAUUUUCUUGAUAUUAAAGUUUAUUGGUAGCUUUUGUGGCCCAAUUAAGAAAAUAUUUAUUUCCUUUCUCUUUUUGAACUUCGACAAAUUUCAUUUAUUCCAUAGAUGUUGGGUAGCUACAUUUGACAACAGGCAGUGAAAAACAAAAAUCACUGCACUCAUCAUUCACCUUUUGCAGUUAUGGAUGACUCUAAAAAUCUUCGUGUGGAUUGCUCUUUCUUAAUGGGUUUCCGUUUCAGGCUUGGAAAUCACCUUGCACUUAAAGAAGCAGAUCUCAAGUUGUUGGCAGGCAAAAUCCUGAGAAAAGCUUAGCAGAUGAGCGUGCUAAUAUCGACCUGUCCAAUUCCUAGUGUGCAAUCCAGCUGACCCAAGUGCCACUUCUUAAUGUCUUCCCAAUUAAUCCUUCAUCAAAAUUAUGAAAUAUAUUUUGGGGCUGGUUUUAUUCAGGCAUGGUUUGGUUCAUAGUGUUUUCUUGUAUAUAUCAAGCAUCUUUUUGCCUUUUUUAUCCUUGUGGAAUUGUUUUCAUAUUUUCAUAUUUAUAUAUAUGAGGUGGUACAUAUUGUAAAACAUUUUUUUUGCAGGUUUAUGUAUUUCAUGAAAAGGUACUUGCCUGAGAAUCAUCCUGUCUUUUUAUGUCAUUGAGCUCUCCUGCUUUCUGGACAAAAACCAUGUAAAUUAUUCAAUUAUUUUUAACUUUGUGAUUUAUCCAAUGUUACUAUGCUCCUGCAAUAAGCAUGAUUGCAAUGGGGCGGUUGGUGAGCAUGAGGUGCACCUGGUGAGUGUUUUGUUUGCCCGCAGCUUCUGUGUUAUAAAUUGCUGGUAAUUUUAUUGCAAA